Gongylonema pulchrum is the source of this 2025-nucleotide messenger RNA. The record is from the annotation of a GenBank genome assembly. NCBI's taxonomy places the organism in Eukaryota, Metazoa, Nematoda, Chromadorea, Rhabditida, Gongylonematidae.
AUGGCAAAGCUAAAAUCGGAUGUUCGCGUUCGUAUAGCUGCUCUGGAGCAUGCGAUGGCCGAUUUUGGACCGUCCAGUCAACAUUUCCUGAUGAACAGUGUUCAGGCUCCUUGGCAACGAGCCAUCUCCCACGAAACAGAAGUAACCCAGUGGGAUCAUCCGGCAAUGGUGGAAAUCAUGGAGGAAUUGUCAACAUUCAAUCAAGUUAAAUUUAGCGCUUACCGGACAGCAAUGAAACUGCGUGCCAUCCAGAAACGCUUGUGCCUGGAUCUGCUAACUCUGGAAGAUGUGAAUAGCAAGCUGCAGACGCUCAACGCUGUAUGGGGUGAGCAAUGCCUAUCAAUGAAAGAUGCUGUGAUGUGUUUGGUACCAUUAUUUGAAGCAGCCCAGGAGAAAUAUCCAAAACUGAUCCAUUCCAUACCGCUGGCCGUUGAUCUACUGCUCAAUUUUGUUUUAAAUGUAUUUGAUCCAGCCCGUGAUGGUAUUUUGCGAACAUUUUCUUUCCGUGUUCUCCUCGCUGCACUCUGCAAUUCAGAAUUGGAAGAUAAAUACCGAUCAGUCUUGUUACCAUUCGAACGAGAACUGGUUCUCUUAUUGAUGAACUGGACUAGUGACUCAAAGCUGAGGCUGUGUACCAAUAGAUUUGCUGGUCAAGAGAGAGUCAAGAAGUUUUUUUUUUUUCUCACGAAUUUUCAGAUCCCAAAAUUUUUCGGUGAAGCAGCAGCAUUCGGUGGUUCAAACGUUGAGCCCUCCGUGAGAUCUUGCUUUGAAUCCGCGAAAUAUCCGCGGACAAUUGUGAUUGAUGAAUUCUUGAACUGGUUAAAAAAGGAGCCGCAAAGUAUCGUUUGGCUACCUGUAAUGCAUCGUCUUGGAAGUGCCGAAUUUGCCAAACAUCAGGCAAAAUGUAAUGUAUGUAAAAUGUUCCCAAUAAUUGGAUUACGAUAUCGUUGUUUGCGAUGCUUCAACGUGGAUGUUUGUCAGAAUUGCUUCUUCAGUCAAAGGCUGGCCAAGAACCACAAAUUAUCACAUCCAAUGCAGGAAUAUUGCGUGCCAACAACAUCAGGUGAGGAUGUGCGUGAUUUCGGUCUUAUUGUGAGGAAUAAAUUACGAGCGAGAAGCAAAACUAAAAUCGGUUAUCUGCCAGUGCAAACAGUCGAUGAGGGGCCACCGCUGGAAACGAGCAGUAUUACGCCGGUAAAUCCGAUCACUGAACCAAUUCACAAUCGUAUGCAGUUGUGUGCUCGGAGGUUAUGGCGUGCACGUGGCGACGAUGGUACACCAAGUGCUCACUUUCAUGAUCGCAAUGAGGAGAUGCGCGCGAGCACUGUGGAUCUGAAAUCGCCUCUGCAGCUAUUAUCACAAGUUGAACAAAUGCACAAGGAAGAGCUGGAUCAGGUUUUGCACAAACUGCAACAUGAAAAUAGAGAGCUGAAGAAAGAAAUUGAAAGGCGAAAGAAGUUCGAUGGUGGCAUUGGCUCAGCACCAAAUUUAGUGCAUGGCAGUGGUGCAUCGACAUCGCGAAGUGGUACCGACAAUAUGGGCACCGGCCGAUCAGUUCCCUCACUACCGAACUCUGGCGACGAGCAGUUGUUGAGAGAGGCGUAUUUGCUGCGGCAGCACAAGGAACGGUUGGAACAACGAAGUCGAAUACUGGAAGAGCAAAAUCGGCAGCUCGAAACGCAGCUUACACGAUUGCGAACAAUCAUUGCACAGGUGGGUUGCGACCCUAAUCAGGAUGAGGUGAAUUAUUCCUAUGAAAAAUAUUGUCGUUUCCUGAAUUUUCAGCAACAUAAUGCUGCAAACGAAGGCAAGGAGAGUGGUCAGGAGGAGCACGAAUCGAGCGUUGCAUCCGGAGAGGAAGAUGAAGGGAUCGAGUAUGAUACAAGGCCUAAUCGUAUGAAUUCGUUGAUUGCAUCCGUGGAUCAGCUUGGCCGCGCAAUGCAGUCUUUCGUUGUUUCGGUUGUUAACGAAAAUGGCGAUGACAGUAACGACGAAGACGAUGAGGUGACCAUCACUGGCAAUUAA